UUGGUUGGAAGGGGAGGUGAGGGUUGAGAUUUUGUUGAUUUUUUUUUGAAAAUUAAGUUAGGUUUUUUGAAAGGAAAAUUUUUGAAAGUUUUUUGAUGAUUUUUGUGACAAAAAGUUAAAAUUUGGCCUUCUGACCAUUUUUAAAUACCGACCAGUUUUGGUGUUUUGAUUUUCUUCUUUUCUUUCUUUUCAUAAUCUCUAAAUAAAAUUUUCGGUCAAAAUGCCCAAACCCUCAAAUUGUGACAUUUUGUCCUGUUAUUUUUUAACAAAAUAUCAUCCUUUUAUUCAUUUUUUCUAGUUAAAAUGCUCGAAGAAGAUAGUGGUUGGAUGCCCGAUAUGUUAACCAUUCUUUGCAUUUUUCUCUUUGUUUUUGUAAUACUUUAUGCUUUGCGUCAAUGGAUUAAAGGAGCACAAUUUACUGAGAAAAUUAGUGCUAGAGGACGAGUUGCUAUUAUAACAGGUGCAAAUUCUGGUAUUGGAAUGCAAUUAGUUAGGGAACUUAAUUUGCGUUAUGUUAAGGUUUAUUUGGCUUGUAGACGUGUAUCAAGUGGAAAUGAAGCAGCUAGGGAAUUAUUUUCUCGGUAUGGCUGUGAUAUGACUCGAAUGAUUGUUCGUCAUCUUGAUUUGGCAGACUUUAGUUCUGUUCAUCGCUUUGUAGAAGAAUUUAAUAAAGACGAGGAAAAGUUGGAUAUAUUAAUUAAUAAUGCUGGAAUUAUGUUUUAUCCAAAAUACCAAAAAACGGUUGAUGGACAUGAAUUGACUUGGCAAAGCAAUCAUUUGGGUCACUUCCUUCUAACCGAAUUAUUACUUCCCAAACUUGAACGCUCUGAAGAAGGAGGCCGCAUUAUUAAUUUAAGCAGCGCCUUACAUUUGUUUGCAGACAGUGUUGACCCAGAAAUUGUUGAUUCUCCCCAACACUUUGGACGAUGGAAUAAUAAAACUUAUGCUCGUUCUAAAUUGGCUAAUAUAAUGCAUUGUGUUGAAUUAACCCGUCGGAUUCGUUCAUUUAACAGCGCUUCAAAAGUAACGGCUAAUGCUUGCCAUCCUGGAAGUGUUGAUACUUCUCUAUUUAGAGCUGAAUUUUAUCAAAAAUAUCUAAAAACUAUAGUUUCUCCGAUUAUUUGGUUUCUUUUGAAAACGUCACAAGAUGGCGCCCAAACUCCUCUCUACUUGGCAUUAAGUAAAAAAGUUGCUGGUGUUUCUGGAAAAUAUUUUAGGUUUUUUAAAUUUAUUAAAAGAAAUUUUUUUCGUAAAUUAAAUUUUUUAAGUGAAUGCAAAGAAUCCAAAAAAGUCCAUCCAAUGGUUUCUGAUCCCACAGCUUGUGAAAUCCUCUACAAUAACAGUUUGGAACAGUGUUUAUUGGAUCGAUCAAGUAUUGCUUUGGAUUGA
Messenger RNA from Meloidogyne enterolobii, 1389 nucleotides. Lineage: Eukaryota; Metazoa; Nematoda; Chromadorea; Rhabditida; Meloidogynidae. The record is from the annotation of a GenBank genome assembly.